AACUCAAUUUUAUGAUCAAUCAUAUACUUGCAAUUAGUUUGCAUUCGCGAGCGUCUUUGGUUUGAUCUUUAAUGUCUGACGAGAAAAUCAAUAUACAGAUCAGUUUCUAGUUUUCAGUCUACAAUCAUCGGACACCUGUUCGUGUCUUCGGGCUUUUCCGGGCUCUGUGACGUCAUCUUCGGGCUCGUUCGAUUGUCUCAAAAGAGUGGUCGGACAAGUAGCUUGGCUGCCGGAACACAAACAAAGGGGGAGGUUUUUCCAGGUCACUUCACAAAGGGUGGGAUUCCCAGGGAGCUUUAGGUCUAUGAAUAUUCACACCGGAGAAACUGGGAACUGAAAACAAAAGGGGACGUCGCUUGUUAUUGUGUCUUUCUUGGCAAGCUUGGAGGAUUCUUCUUCUAGCAGUGACGUCUGAGGGCUAGCAUCUUUAAGAAAGUGGGAAGACACCACAGGUGUGUCUUGUCUCGUCAGAAGGGGAGAUCAAGUUGCAAGCAUGGCCGAUUCUAACCAGGUGAAAGCGGACAGCACAGGUGUGGAAAUGACCCAGCAACAGGCGCACACGCAGGUGAACAUCAACAACCUGAAUGUGGAGGAGGGGCAAACCACGGACCAGGCACAGAACCAGCCGCUUGUACAACAAGUGCAAAUACAAGGGAAGUCCAAGUUCGUGUUCUUCAAGAGAAUGCCGGCCGGCCCGCCCAAAGUCCGACCCCCUCUGGGGAUGAACGCUUACGCCCAGAAGAAAACCAUGGCGCAAGGCUUCAUGGACAUGGCGCUUCUCACGGCGAACGCUGCUCAGAUGAAACUCGUCAUGGUCGAGGGUCACGACGGGCGGAUCCCAUUCUUUGACUUCAUCAUGGCGCUGCUGGGACUGUCCAUCGCUUUCCAGAUCGUGGUCGGCGCGCUCCUACUGUACAAGAGUCAGUACAACAUCGAACAGCACAACGAACAGCACAGGGCCGACAGAGCCAACAACUGGGCUACAGGACUGGUCAUGUUAAUCACAGUCUUGAACGUCUUCAUCUCCGCUUUCAUCAUGCUGGAGGACACCUCAUUGCCGCCAGGGGUCGCUUCAACUACAGCAUCUUCCCUCCCUGCAGUACCACAGGCGCCGGCGGCGGCGCCACUUCCCACAGAGGCGUCCUCAGCAGUUGGUUAUACGACGACAAUCAGAGCUCUUUUGGCGCAGAGUACCACCUGCAUCUGUCCAACAACGAUGUAACACAAUCGACUGACAGCUAUUAACGAAUCUCACUCUUUGGUGUGGUCGCUAACCUUAAAAGUGGUCGAUGAGAAAAUUGUAUCAUUCUGGUUCCUUGUCUGUUAUGCGUUAGGAAGGGUACAAUAUGGUGUAACAUCACUAAAAAAUGAGUUAUGUUUUAUUGUGGUGGGCUUUCUGUGUUUCUUUGGGUGAUCGUUUCAAUUCAAUUCACAAUGUUGUUCUUUAUGUUUGAGAAAACUGUUAUUUUUGCACGAUCUUGUUUUCAAUAUCACGUCUGUGUUGUGAGUAUGACGAAUACGAAUAAGUUCAGUCACUUCUCGUUUUAAUGUUUUUUUUUCAUAAAAAAGAUUUGUAGAUGCUUCUCAGAUAGAUUAUAAUGUAUCAUAUUGAGCACUCGAGUUUAUUUCACCAUAUUUAUACUAGCAAUGCACUUUGUGUUCCAAACUAUUAAACAAUAAGACAACGUACUAAUAGAAAAUUACAGUGAUUAACAUGUAAAUACUGCUCUUAGUUUUCUGUACCCUAUAAUUCUACUAGCCAAGCGAAUUUACUGUGGCACAUAUGCACAUUAAUGCUAUUGCUGAAUAUCGAUAGGCACCGUUUAUAGUAUAUAUCAAUAAUUUUGCCAUUGUCGAACACUUCUCCUAUGCAGAAAAUUGAAAAUGUGGCUUAACAUA
Branchiostoma floridae (Florida lancelet) is the source of this 1899-nucleotide messenger RNA. RefSeq names its product ninjurin-1-like. The record is from RefSeq and is a predicted model, not a curated record. Gene Ontology annotation, biological process: tissue regeneration; cell adhesion. The transcript has 5 exons. NCBI's taxonomy places the organism in Eukaryota, Metazoa, Chordata, Leptocardii, Amphioxiformes, Branchiostomatidae. Gene Ontology annotation, cellular component: membrane. The coding region runs from base 494 to 1222 and encodes 242 amino acids.